Messenger RNA from Caenorhabditis angaria, 474 nucleotides. Lineage: Eukaryota; Metazoa; Nematoda; Chromadorea; Rhabditida; Rhabditidae. The record is from the annotation of a GenBank genome assembly.
AUGGUCAUGGUUUUGCUGAUUUGUGCCAAGAAAAAAAAGAGAUCGAAAAUGUUAUUAAGAGAGGGGUAAGACAAAUUUCUAUUACAAAAUUCAACAAAUAUUCAAAUAGCGUCAUUUCCAAAUUAAAGAACUCUCUAAAAUGACUGAAAAUUUACAAUCUGAUAACCUUGAGAGAAUGUUCCAAACACCAAAAAUCUUGGAAUUCAAAAAAAAAACAGAAUCUUUUUUGGAACUUUUUUCCCGAAGUUAUCAGUAAAACAUCCUUCUGCUUUUUCAAAAACUCAAAAGGUUCAUUCGUUUUUUUAAAUCUCAAGUUCGUAUCUUGAUAAAUCGACAUCGAAAAACUCGAAAUCGGUUGAGACGCCAAAGAAGGUUCAAAUCAAGGAACAAUCGGAAGAUGAUAAUACAGUGUAUAUGGAUAAAACUUAUCGAAUGGAUAAUAUUGAAGAUAAGAGAAAUCCGGAGAAAAAAUGA